Molecule: messenger RNA, 5464 nt
Organism: Musca vetustissima
Lineage: Eukaryota; Metazoa; Arthropoda; Insecta; Diptera; Muscidae
Gene: ex
Product: protein expanded
Exons: 6
Coding region: 46-5457 (1803 amino acids)
Biological process (GO): positive regulation of hippo signaling
Cellular component (GO): cytoskeleton; cytoplasmic side of apical plasma membrane
Source: RefSeq, a predicted model, not a curated record
ACAAAUAUUUCCAACGAUUUUGUUGCAUUGAAAUAACGAUGCAGCAUGCGAGCGUUUUGUACUGUCAGCGCGCCAUUAGAAGUAUGCGCGUCCUCGGCCGAACAGCUAUCACCGGGCUCAAGAUUUUUAGCACUAAGGCUUCUAGGCAAUCAACAACCCAAAACCUUAUACUUCCUAGUCGAUGCCAAGAGUCGAGUCAGAGAAGUGUAUACGCAGACAUGUCUACAUUUUGCCACACAAGGCAUGCUAGAUACCGAACUAUUCGGUUUAGCUGUGUUGAUAGAUGGCGAAUACAUGUUUGCCGAUCCCGAGAGCAAACUAUCCAAAUAUGGUCCAAAAAGUUGGCGUUCCUCGCACACACAUGGUCUCGAUGCCAAUGGUCGCCCUUUGUUGGAGCUGCACUUUCGGGUGCAAUUCUAUAUCGAGAGCCCGUUCAUGUUAAAAGAUGAGACGACGCGACACAACUAUUAUCUCCAAUUAAAAUACAAUGCCCUACAGCGUGACAUACCAAGAGAAUAUGCGGAACAGUCGAUGAUAUUGCUGGCGGGUUUGGCAUUGCAGGCGGAUUUGGGUGAUGCUCCGACGAGCGGCGGCGGCAAUAACAACAAUGGUGGUGGAAAUAACAACAAUGGUGGAACAGGUGGUGAUUGUAAAACUUCCAGCGACAGUGGCCAAGGUGACAAUACUACGAAACAGGACAAUGGAGAAGCGAAGGGAAAUAAAACCGGGACGAGCAGCAGCACUACAACCUUGCCAAAGAUUAGUAAACGUGCUAAUAUGGUAAAUGAGCGGGUAUUACGUUUGUCCAGUUAUAUGGCCUCAAGCUCCAGGGACCAUCCAUCAGCAACGGGUAUGGAUGGCUUGAAGCGGAUUAUUGGUUCGUCAGCAGUUAAAUCACCACUCUCACCCUCUUCCUCGUCCGCAUCAUCGAUUAGUCGAGGUCCCAGCAAUGCCUCCACGAAUGCUUCGACAGUUUCAACAAAUGCCAGCUCUUCAUGUGCGGAUUAUUUUCGUUUAGAAGAUUAUCUGCCCGAACAUUUGAGGACAGCCUGGGCUGCCAGUGCUCUAAGGGCCUGCCAUCGUGAAAAUCGUGGCCUGUCACAGGCCGAUGCAGAACUCCAUUACAUCCAGCAAGCCUGUUUGGUCAACGAAUGCAUCAAUGCCCACACGUUUCGUAUGCGUAUGAGCAAAAAUGAGUUGGGUCCAGGAAAUUCAUGGUUUGUGGUCUACGCUAAGGGUAUAAAAAUUUUCGGAGGUGCCACCGGUCCGGAUGGACAGCAGCAGCAGAUAACCUUCCUAUGGCCAAAUAUCACAAAACUCUCCUUCGAACGUAAAAAAUUCGAAAUUCGAUCGGGUGAAAGUAAAAUCACCCUGUUCGCCACUUCGGAUGAGAAGAAUAAAAUGCUGUUGACCCUAUGCAAGGAAACGCAUCAGUUCAGUAUGAAAAUAGCGGCACGCCUUAAGGAGGUCAUUAAGCGUGAGGAGGAGGAAAGUAAUUGCCUGCAUGCCUGUUACGUCUACUCGCGUAGCCUUCAUUUGCCGACCUAUAAAAAUAAAAGCGAUCAACGGAUAUCGGUUAUAUCGAGUACCAGUUCCAAUACCACUUCGGGUAUUGUCAGUGAUCGGGUGCAUUCGGAAGAUGAGCUGGAGAUAAUGAUUAAUUCACCACCGGCUCCCAUUGCUGCUCCGUCGACGGAAAGUUUGGCAUUGGCCCAUUUGCUGGAUAGACCCAGUGUUAGUAGGCAAACAUCUUCGGUAGGGCAGGUAUCUCUAAAGGAUUUGGAAGAACAGCUGGCGGCCUUGACGGUGCGUCAAGCCCAGAAGCAGAGAGAAUCUCCAACGGAAUUGAGUAAUACCUCCUCGGCGGGAAAUUCCACCUCGACAAGUGGUUCGUCGCUACCAGUUCCCAUGGCCGCAGGAAGCCAGCGUAAUAAUACCGACUCAUCGACAGAUUCCCCCUCUUCGCAGCACAACAUUGGCUCACAAUGUUCCUCGACCUGCAGUACCGUAGUUGUGGCAUCUUCCACAGCAAAUGACAACAACAAUUCCCUGGCCACCUUGGCAGUGCGCUCAAGUGUUCUGAAUUCUUCCGAUUCCAAUUCGCCGCAUCAUCAUCAUCAUCACCAUCAACGGAAAAAUUCCACAUCAUCCAGUUUGGAAUUGGGUUUCAGUCACACGGCACAAAAUUCCACCCUAUCCGAACCGGAAUCGACCUGUAUCGAUCAUGAUUUUAUUGCCGCGUCGUCCAAUCAGGAUGAAAAUGAAAGUGUUUCGGGGGUGUAUACCUUGGCCCAUGCAGUGGCCCCUACCGAAACCUCAGGUGUGUACACCAUGCACAGUAGUGAAAUGACCGGCCAAUCUUCAGAAAUGGCUGAAUCGGAAAAAAGUUCCCAUUAUGGCAUUUUUCAACCGGCCAGCGGAAGCGGCAGUGAAGUGAAGCAUAAGCUACAAGACUCCGUAGAUGGAGGAGGAGGGGGACACAGCGGAGUAGGGGAAGCCUCCGCCGGAGGAUUAGGUGGCCUCGCCACCUAUCGUGGUAAACGUUUGAAAAAUUCCGAUUUUCGUUUACGUUCCGAUUCGAAUGUCAGCACCAGUGACUCGUUCCGUGGUGAUGGCAGUGAUCCCACCGACAACAAGCAUUCCCUGCUCUCGGCCGAAGAGUUGACGGAGUUGAUUGUGGGUCGCGGGUCAUAUCCGAAUCGUAAGACGGUAUCGAAUACCCUGGACUCGGAUUGCGAUUAUGUCACAUUGCCUCUGUCGAUGUCGGGGGAAUCUUAUAUCCAAGGCCAUCAAGAUACUGCACCCACAGAAGAUCAUGUGGAAGAUUUGAUUAGCGAUCUAUUGCCCACCGAUCCUCCAGCACCACCUAAGCGGGUCGAUAGCAACAUACCCAGUUUGAGUAAUAUACAAAUGCGUUCGCCGCCACCCUAUAAUGCGAGGCAUAAGACGACUGGAUUGUGUGGGCCACCCAUAAGGUCUACCACCACGACAACAACAACAACAUCCACAUUGAAUUCUGGAGGAACUACAUCGACCACCUUACCACCAGCAGUGGCCCCACCGCCACCUUUGGCCUCUGGGAAAACUACCUCCACCAUGGGUGCGCCAGCGGGACCCACAGUCAUUAAGCGACGCAAUCCACCACCCUACCCCUUGGCCACGAAACCACGACCAACCUCUCUCAUUUCUGUUGCCUCUUCAAGUUCCUCACUCAAUCAAGCGCCAGCCAAUGGCUAUCCCAAUGUUGGCGGAUCAAUGACAUCCUUGAAAUCCGAAGAAAUUACCGCCCGUUUUAUAACCACAAGGCCACAAAUAAAUAUUCUCAAGGCCCACACAUCCGUCGUGAAUGAGAAUCCGAAGCCGAGUUAUGCAGCACCGACCAAUUGUUCCUCCGCUGCCUCAUCCACCGGGUCUGUGUGUAGCCAUCAUCUACCCAGUCAUUUGUCACAAUUAUCGGUUCCUAAUUCCAAUUAUGUUAGCGGUUCACAGGCAUCGCUGAACAUGCAGUUGCAUGCGGCCUCCACCCCUACAACACCUACCCAUUCGUCCACCAUGUCGGUGACCUCAAUGGGUCAUCAAGCAGGAGGUGGAUUACCCAACUCAUUGAGUGGUGGUAUGCCAGCGCUACACCACCCAUACUCCCUACAUGGUGGUCACAAAUCCAUGUCCUCGCUGCACCACCACCAUCAUCAUCACCACCAGCAACAGCCUCCGCCACCACCACCACCAUACCCUUCGGAAUUGAAGCAACCCACCCCAAGGACAUGUGUUCUCCUCCCUGUCAUCAAGCCACGACAAUAUUUGCCGCCACCACCACCCUCACUACCCAGGCAACCACCGCCUCCACCACCAACCCAAUUGGCCAGCCUCUACACCACCGCCAACCCACUGGCCCACAAACAACUGGAACUCUAUCAACAACAACUGUACAGUGAUGUGGACUAUGUCAUCUAUCCGCUGCAAGAUCCGGCCGUCAGUCAACAGGAAUAUUUAGAUGCCAAACAGGGCUCUAUGUUGGCAGCCAUGGCUCAAUCACCACCUCCGCCGCCGCCCUCACAUGCCGCCCACCAUCACCACCACCCCUAUUUGGCAGCUGCAGCCUAUCAUCAUCAUGCUGCCGCAGCCGCUGCAGUCUCCCAUCAUCACCAUCAGGCAUAUGAGGCCUGUAAAGGUCAUGCGAUUUAUCGCAGCACCCCCUAUCUGCCAUUGGCCUUGACCACACAUUCGCGUUAUGCCUCAACACAAAAUCUAUCCGACACCUAUGUCCAACUACCAAGUGCCGCCGCCGCCUAUUCGCCCAUGUAUUCGCCCUCGAUGGCCAGUAUAUGUUCAUCAUAUGAACCACCACCACCGCCGCCUUUACAUCCUGGCGCCGUGACAGUUUCUGCGGGUUCAACAUCGACGGCAUCACUGUUCGGCCGAUCACGUUCAGACGAUAAUAUUCUGAAUACGUUGGAUUCGUUGCCGAAAGUGAAACGAUUGCCGCCUCCGCCGCCGCCACCCUAUGUGGAUAGGCGUCUGAAGAAACCUCCGAUGCCGACGCCAACGGAGAAGCCGCCACCAAUACCCUCCAAACCCUCACCCUUAAGCCAAACUACCAGCAACCUGAACCUUGCAACAGCAGGUCAGCAGCAGCAUUUACAACAGGAUUCAAUGUCAGCUUUUCGUAGCAGUCAAUUACCCCCACGCAAACCCAUAACGCUGAGCGUUCCACGCGGCAUUAAUAGCCAUAUGACAAAGACCUCAAGUGGCGCCCAAUGGGCUGGCGAAAGACCCAAACAUGAUUUGCUCCUGGGACGCUGUCAAGAAAGCAAUAUUAUUGCCCAGCUUCAGGCCUCAGUCCAAGCGGCCAAACAGCAGGCCAGUCGUACAGCCUUGGCUGCAUCACAAUCAAAUGGAGUUGCCACAUCGAUAUCAAGUGGUGGUGGUGGUGGAGCUGGUGGUCAAACCCCACCCAGCGAAUUUGAUAUAGCCUUGCUGAGGGAGAAAAGUAAGCACUUGGAUCUGCCCUUGAUAUCGGCUCUAUGCAAUGAUCGUUCGCUGCUCAAGCAAACCAAAGUUUUGACACCGACGAACAAUAAUAAAGGUUCAAAACCAGCAACAUCAAAGGAUUCAGGUGGUGGUUCCAGUGGUUCGACAAGUUCUACACCACCUGGUAGUAGUUUGGAAAUUAAUGGUAAUAUCAAUGCCAGUACAGGAGCGGGUAAUAAUAAUAAUACCCCACCUGCAGCUUCUUCAACCACCUCAGUGGCUAAGGCCCUGACCAAUAACACUUCCUCGACUAGUACCAGCGUCCCAACUGGCCAACUAACCAAGACACGUAAAACUUCGAUACCCCACCGUCAUCCAAAUGAUAAAUUGCCUCCAUUGCCCAUGCAAUUGGCCGAGGCCAAUAAUUAUGUUAUGGAUCCGGCUGCUGUAUUGAAACAUCAUAAAAGCUAUAAUUCGCAUACGUAAAUGGCAA